UUCUUCCCAGUGGCUUCCCUGGUCACAUGGGCUACGCGUGAGAGUUUAAAAGCGCCUAAAACCCUUCGAGCCGGUGCAGAAGAAGCUGGUGGCUCCAUCGUCCGAGGAGCGAGGCUGGGGCGUGCCGGGCGCUGGAGCGGAGGCCGCCGGCGGCGGCGGGCGGGGAAGCGCUGAAAUCCCAGUUCUACCCCACCAGGGUCAAGUGCAGCGUGUGGAGGAAUCCUGAGGAAUUUGAUGAGAAAUCGGGGACGCCCCUGGGAAUUCAGACCGGUGGAAAGAUGGCCAAUCCUGUCCCGUCAGCCUGCUGCAUGGUGCUCGCCGCAGUCGUGAUGGUGUAUGCUCAGAGGCACAGCGAGCUGGACAUGCAGGUCCAGUACGAGCGGCUGGGCGCAGAUGUGACCAUGCAGUGCGGGGCGAUGGACUGGGAUGCGGCCGUGACCUGGUCGGCCAACGGCACCGACAUGGAUGAGUCCCACCUCAACGGGUCGCGCCUGGUGCUGCGCAAUGUUGACCUCACACGCACUGGCCAGUACGCCUGCUACGAAGGCUCCUCGUGGCACCUCAAAUACCAGACCUACCUGAAAGUGGGAACCUCGCCCAAGGAGCCAGUGCUGAUGUGUCGAUCCAACAACUACCCCAAGGGAUUCUACUGCAGUUGGCACCUGCCUAGUCCCACGUACAUCCCCAACACCUUCAAUAUCACCGUCAUGCAUGGCCCGAGAGAGUUGGUCUGUGAGAAAGACGCUUUCCCCAAAAACAGGUGUCACAUCAGAUAUCUCCAGCUGUUCUCCACGGUGAAGUACAAGGUGACCUUGACAGUCACGAAUGCCCUGGGCAGAAACGCCACCACAAUCACCUUUGACGAGUUCGCCAUAGUAAAGCCGGACCCUCCAGAGAAUGUGGUGGCCAAGCCAGUAUCCAACAACCCCCGGAGGCUCGAAGUGAGGUGGCAGAACCCUUCCUCUUGGCCUGACCCCGAGUCCUUUCCGCUCAAAUUCUUCUUGAGGUAUCGCCCCCUCAUCCUUGACCAGUGGCAACAUGUGGAGCUGUCCGACGGGACGUCCCACACCAUCACCGACGCCUACGCCGGCAAGGAGUACAUCAUCCAGGUGGCCGCCAAGGACAACGACAUCGGCACGUGGAGCGACUGGAGCGUCGCUGUGCACGCCACGCCCUGGACGGAGGAGCCCAAGCACCUCACCACGGAAGCCCCGGUGGCAGAGACGACCACCACCAGCAGCUCCUCCUUCGUGCCGCCCCCCACCACCAAGAUCUGCGACCAGGAGGCCGUUGUCGGCAGCGGGGCCGUGACCAUGUCCUGGGCGGCGGGAUUGGUACUGGCAGCAGCUGGCGUUCUGUUUAUUUAGCGGACGUAUGACAUUUCUCUUCAUCGCUUCACUUUGUAGAAGGACAGACCUGCCGCGCCGCGAGGAUUUCCCCGCCCCGAACUGCCGGGGGGACCGCGGAACCUUUACAAAAAGAGAGAGAGAGAGCGAGAGAGACACCCCCACUCCCCUGAUGCCCCCCCCCCACAAACAGCGAGAUGCCAACCCCGGCCGCGCUGCAGAGGAGAGCGCCAGCCGCCCUGGGCGAGAGAUCGGAUCAUACAGCUAAACCGCCAUGCCAAAGAUGCUUCGCUACUUCGCUUCACGCCCACGGCGCCCUGCUGCCCCCGCUGCCACAACACGGGUGACAAAACGUGUCAAACACACACGGGACAGGGGAGGGGCCUUGAAACCACAAUGAGCCUCGUAAGGGAGCGACCCCCUCCACCCGCUCCUCGGGGGGGGCGCCGAAGAACUGAACUGGCUUCCAGAAGCCCCAGGCUGGAGGGGCAGCGGGGGGUUUAGUCCCCCCAGAUGCGGUUCCCCACCCCCAGCCCCCGUGCGACAGAGGACAUAAGCACUGUUUUCAUGAGCGCAGACGAGCGCAUUGGGGGCUUUCUUUUUUACAGGAAACAGGAAUCUGAGAACAACAGCCACACCGACCCUCCUCCCUCCGCCGUCCGCCUGCACUGGACUCCCGGCGCCUCCCAGCCCCCCACCCGUGCCCCCCAGCCCGGGCGAAAUCAGCGAGGAGACAAUAGCUACAGUGAAGUCUGCGACUCUCCCCCGUCCCGUUGCCUGGUUGUCUCUCUUUUUAUCACCUCCCUUCCAUUUCUACAGGGAAGCGCCUCGGUUUCUGUAUUUGUCUUAUUACCGAAAAACAAAUAUUCAUAAUGGAACUGUACGACACAAACGUAUCUCCCCCCCACGCUCGUCCGUUGCCCCCAUCCUUCGUUCUCUCCUCCCCGCACUCCCGCCACACCCCGGUCCUGUUUUGUAAGACAGCACCCUGCCCGUUCCGAGCGCAGUAUUUAAUACCUGAUGUCCUAGUAUUCCAAAAGUUAACAUGCUGUAUUUGAAUUUUUUAUAGAUGUAUAUAUAAAAAAACAAACAAAAAAACCCACACACACACACCCCCAUCCCAAAACAGCCAACAACAACAAAAAACAACCCAGGAAAGAGGUUGUUCAUUAAACGUGAUCAUUUCGUGAUGA
This is a messenger RNA of Caretta caretta (loggerhead turtle), 2539 nucleotides long. It is a transcript of the gene CNTFR, whose product is annotated as ciliary neurotrophic factor receptor. The record is from RefSeq and is a predicted model, not a curated record. Gene Ontology annotation, cellular component: CNTFR-CLCF1 complex; ciliary neurotrophic factor receptor complex; external side of plasma membrane. Gene Ontology annotation, biological process: ciliary neurotrophic factor-mediated signaling pathway; positive regulation of cell population proliferation. Gene Ontology annotation, molecular function: interleukin-11 receptor activity; interleukin-11 binding; ciliary neurotrophic factor receptor activity. Lineage: Eukaryota; Metazoa; Chordata; Testudines; Cheloniidae.